GUUGUCGUGAAUAAUCCGCUCGUCUGGUGCUUGCGGCUCGUCGUGGCAAGAAAACCCGUCGUUGUUCCUAUUACAAUCGCUGAAGAUGAUCCUUAUCCUAGGAAUAAAGGAGGACGAUAUAUAGAAAUAUUCACUUACCCGCUUUUCUUCAUUUUUGAAUGGACAGAACUUGAGACGGGUGCAUUAGGGAAGAACGGAGAAGAUGACCGGCGCGAGCGCCUCGGCGCGUCCCUACGCUGUUCUUUCGCCGGUCAAGAUGAGGCACUCUCUCGUGUUUAUUCGCUCUCCACUUCGGUGGUUGCUUUUCGUCUUUGCGACCCUGCUGGACGUCGCUGCUUACGUCGCCCCCAUUGACACGAACGGCCGAAAUGCCACGCAGCAAUACGAGGACUGGUUGGCGAACAAGACGGUUCUGAAUUGGCUCGAGGAGGGCGAUGACGACGGCCGUGCGCACUUCCGCGGCCGCGCUAGCGCCGCACUGUCCAAGGUGCACUGCGGGACCAAGGGCCCCGAGGGCAAAAGAACGCCACAGCACGAGAUGCUCCACGGGUCGAUUAUGCGGCAGGCUUGGGACACGGUGCGGAACUUCUUGAUCAAAGUUAUGCACUGCCACGCCCGUGAUCCCGUCAUCUCUAAAAAUGUCUCAGAAAUGGCCUCGGGAAUGUAAGGCGGAGGCAAUUCCCACAACGCCGGCGCCCCUCCUUGUGGUUGCAGGGAAGAGGGGCAUACAAGGCGUCGAGCCGGGCCACCGUAAAGCAGCUUCCUCGAGACGCGGCGCCCGCUGCCGUAUUUGGCGCAUUUUUGUGGCGCGCAAUGCGGGCCGCGGCUGGCGUUGACGUCCGGGCGCCGCCCGUUUGCCCCUUAUCCCUUUGCCGGCCUCCCCUUGCAUAUAUUUAUGGACGCGAAGUGCCGCAGCGCCACACUUGUGUCGGGCCGAUCUGUGCCCGCUUUGCUUUCGUUUUGUCGCAGGCGCGCCGGCGUUUUGUCCGCCGCCCGGUUCGAAGCAUUGGAGGCGCCCCGCGGCCUGCCCCUGCAUUUCCGCCGCCCCGGCGGCUCAGUGCCUGCUCUGACAGAUUGGGACCUUCAGCGGGGUUGCCUCUGUAAGAAGGCAGCGCGCCGGCCUUGCCGCUGUUCCUUUCUUUGUUUCUUUGGCAGCCAGGCACGGGCCCGGCCUUGCUUUCUGCGCUGCGGACUGAUUUCUGGCCCUGCCCCCUUGUGGGCGGCAGGCACGGCCGGCCUCACCCGGGAGGGCAACCAACUGCCGGCCCCCCAUUGGUUGGCCGCCUGCCGGCGCCGCUUGGCCACGGCCGGCCGCUUCGUCAGCCCAUUGUCGUGGCGCACUGAUUUCGCACGCGCAGGCGCGCCCUUUGGCGCCCGGGGGACUUUGCCCUGUUUUUCUAGAUCACAGGGCCACCGUGUCACGCGCGUGACACGGGCGGACCCGGCUUCGUUUUUUCUCGUCUCUAGCUGGUCUUGGGUGGUUUGGUGGCAAGCAGAAUUGCUUCAGUCAGUUUCCCUUCUACCGCCCAAGCCCAGGGCGCUGCCACGUGUGUGUGUCUAUGAUUGGCAUCCAAGGAGGUCUUGGACCUGGGGCGAAGGCCUCAGGCUCAGCCCGCGAGCCCUUCCUGGCUGCUGCCAGCCGGACCGGCCGCCGGCCGACAGUCAGCCAGGCAGGCGCCCGGUUUUACAAAAAAACCCAAAAAAGUUGCGCGCGAUUUCCCUUUAGAAAAAAACCAAAACCGAAGACGGGCCAACUUCCCGGCCUUUCCCCGAUGGUAUGAGGUCGAUCAGGCCGGCGAUUUUCCACAUUUCUGGCCUUUAGGAAAUCGCGCGCUGGCCUUUCAGGAAAUAGCGCGACCUUGGCCGGCGACACCUACCGCGCGCACUACGCUGAUGGUAGGCGGCCCGGUGUGUGCCGUUGCAGGGGCAGGCCGCUGGCCCGGCGCGCUAGCUGGGCACCCAGGGAAAGGCCGCGGAUUGGGGGAUGCCUUUGGGGAGGGUUGGAAUGGAUGGGCCCGGUUUUUCUUUCUUCAGGGAAAUCGUUUGGGGGGGAAGAAGCCAGGGCCCCUCUCGGUUUUCCCCAAGGAAACCUGCCUGGCGCGUUUCUUACAAGCGCACAAGCAAAGACUUGUCUUACAAGCACACAAGCUUACAAGCUUACAAGCACAGGCCUGGGACACGGUGCGGAACUUCUUGAUCAAAGUGCACGAGUGGCACGACGAGCACGUGGAUAUGGCCCCCGAGGAAACGGAGCGCUGCAAGAAAAUGAUCUUCGACCAGGUACAGGAGGCCGUGAAGGAAGUGAAGGCGGAGGCGGACGAUCUGAAACGGAGCGUGAUCGACAAAACGUACCUGGAGCGGAAGGGGAAAUAUACGAAAGUGAUCCCGGCGUACCAGUGGGCCCAGAACCGCACCCACGUGUUUUUGCUCUUGAAAAUGUCCGCGCGCUGGAACGCCCCGGGCGCGCUGCAGAUGAUCCACGGCCCGCCGAAAAAGGGGGAAAGCAAGGCAGCCGCGGACAAGGAUCCGUUCCCCAGCGUCAACGUCGUGAAAAACAUCUACAACAUCACCACGGUGCUCAACUUCACGGCGUUUGGGCAGAUUUCCGCGGCGAAGUACCACUACCAUUUGCAAAUUUCCCUGUUCGACCAGAUUUUGACGAACCCGGUGGUGAACUUGAACUCCGUGGGGAAAUUUAUGCUGACCGCGGAAAAGAAGCACCAAGUCUGGUGGAAGCAAUUGCUCGGUUCGGUGGACAACAAGCAGAAAGCGCAGCUCUGGACGGAGCAACAAGAGAAGGAGUGGAAACUGGACCCCAGUUUUAAUGGUACCGAUACGGAGGUGAAGGAGCUCAGCCCGAAUCUCUGCGCGAACAGCAAGGAGAGGCCACACAGCAAGUACUGCCGCUUGAAAGAUAAGUGUGUCCUGGACUGCGCGGUCUCCUGCGACGACAAGCUGGCGACGGUGAAAUACAACGAAUGCGUGGGCAAGCCCUACGCGGGCGUCGAACGAUGGAAGCCGGCCGCAAAGCGGCAACCCGUUGCCAUAGCUUUCAAAGACACCGACGUCCGCACGCAGCAUUUUACCGGCUGGGCCCAGGUAUGGUGAAGGGAAAAAUUUUGUGGGUGUGGCUUAUAAUAUAGUUGAGUGCGACAAUUUAUCAACAUUGAUUUGGUUUCCGCUGUUAAAAAGAAGGAAAGUUUUUCGUAGUUUUACUUGAAAAAUAUUUUUACUUUUAGAAAUAAUCACACUGAACUUCAUCGCGAGGUAAAAGUGUACGAUUGGGGCACACUGGAGCGCGUGGAGGUGAGCGACCCCUUCGUCACGAAAAAGCAGGGCGUUCGCAGUGUUUUCAACGUCACGAGAAAUUCCAAGCGCGAGUUUUAUCUGAACGACUACUUCAGCCCGAUGGGCGCACUGCAGUUGCAGAGUUUCAACGAAUUUGGCCCGUCCGACCUCCUUCCGGUGCAGUCCUAUCUGACCGACGCGGCGUGGUUGCCCACUUUGAAACCGCACCGGUUCAGCUGCGAGGACCUGGACGGGCGAAAAGGCUAUGUCAGGCUGGAGUGCAAAAUCGCGCGGUGGAACCCGCUGGAAGAGAACCCGCCCAACAUGAAGCACAAGCAGGACGAGCGCGUUGUCGACAUUCUCGCGACCGUGCGCUACCAGCUCCGUUUUGCGGAAAAAGUUCCUAAACGGGACGCGGACUUGACGGACCUGCUGCGGACGCUGAACAGCACCAGAGGAAGCGACCAGGACCCCUUUCCGCAAAACACUGUGCGUGGCGGGGAGGAGGCUCCGAUAUGGUACAGCUCGGCGCAAGAGGGCGACCUGAUCCCGGCUAAGGCCAAGUACAUUGUGGCGCUCCCGUUCAGCGACAGAGCGCCCGGGUACGCGAGUACCUGGAGCACGUGGAAGAUAGUGGAUUUUCACGAACAAGAUGAGGGCAAGGGUGAGGGCGGUGCCGAUGUUGACGGAGCAGAGGAUGGAAAAGAGCCACAGGCGGCAGCAGAAAAGAAGGCAGAAGAACUAUGAAGCCGCAUAUGCGUUGAUAAUCAUGCAGGAAUUGCGCGCUACUCAUGGACGAACACAAAGUUGUAGUAAUUGCAUGGGCUGCGACGGGUCUGGGACCACUGCCGGGCGCGACUAGCCCCGUAUGCCGGUCGGAUUUUCGAAGAAAGUGAAACCGAAAUGAAAAAUGUUCACGUCGCUCGAUGACUUGUCCACCCGCCACGCUGCCGCGGCGGCACUUUGUUGUAUCCACUGAGGUCGCGAGCGUGCUAAUCUAUGCCAGACGAAAGCCAUCAAAGCAAAUUUUGUACAGAUGCGCCACGUAGUACGAAAAAGAGUGCGCCUUUCUUUUGCUGUCAUUCUGAGGCGCACAAAAACUUACCUUUGAUGACGUUGUCUAUUUUGCUUCAAAACGCAUACGAAAGACUAAGAAAAGGAUUUACGACGUGGUGGUAACGGACCGUGAAAAAUCAAAAUGCAUGCAUUCUUACACUACAAACAUGAUUGAU
This is a messenger RNA of Amoebophrya sp. A120, 4520 nucleotides long. The record is from the annotation of a GenBank genome assembly. NCBI's taxonomy places the organism in Eukaryota, Dinophyceae, Syndiniales, Amoebophryaceae.